Mycotypha africana is the source of this 1302-nucleotide messenger RNA. RefSeq lists its product as uncharacterized. The record is from RefSeq and is a predicted model, not a curated record. Bases 1 to 1302 code for a protein of 433 amino acids. NCBI's taxonomy places the organism in Eukaryota, Fungi, Mucoromycota, Mucoromycetes, Mucorales, Mycotyphaceae. The transcript has 6 exons.
AUGUCACAAACGGCUGGAUACAUCUACGGUGUUGCUAACCUUGUCCUGUCCCUCGUGUCCGUGGCAGGAAUGAUUAUUAUCAUCACUAAUGUAAGCCGUUACGUACGCACUUUUUCGCAUGCGACCUUUGUUUGUGUGUUCUUGGUAAUAGUCGAUGGAUUCGUAAAUAUGAUUCUGUUCAUCACCACCAAAGUCGAGUUUCAAAACUGGUGCGUCGAUAAAUCGUCCAGCAUCAUGAUGCAAAACGUCAAUAAUGCUUUAAAUGAAACCAGCGCCCAGCAAAUGAACUUUUCAAAUGAUUAUUACAACUGCUCUGCCUUAUGGGAAGAUGAAAUGAAAUUUGCUAUCAUAGCAUUUGUGCUCAUGUUUUUGGCUUAUUCAUAUUGGGCUUUGUGUAUAUACAGUUUCUCAAUUAUAAGACGAACCUAUAUAACUGAUGCUGACCUACGCGCUGGAGGAGCCAAUGUACCUAUGAUGGGAGCACCUGGAGUUGCGCUUCCUCCUAACGCCAUGAUCAAUACCCCCGCUGGUGCUGUUGGAGCGGGACCUUUCCCUCCACCUCCUGCAGGAACAGAUCGUAAUGUUAUCGUCCUCAAUAAUGCUAAACCAAGGUCAAAAUCCACUCGUAAGAGAAGAAUUGAUACAUUUUCCUUCAGAAACCCCAAACUAGAAAGUGCGGGAGUGGCAGGAAUGAACAAACGGAAUUCACGUCUUUUAUCACUACUGACAUCAUCUCCACUUGUACAACAACAAGCAUUGGCAUUAGCGCAACAACAACAACAAGAACAGCAGAAGCAGCAAGACCCAUUCCAAGAACAACCGAUGCAGCAGCUUGCACUCAGUCGACAGACAUCGCAGAAUCAACGGCAAUCGCUCUAUAUUCCAUUUUAUAACUCAAAUAAAGACUCACAAUUCACGAUUGGAUUCCAACUGAACCCCGAAGGACACAUAGUUGAUAUAGAAAACAACACAUCACAAAUACAACAACAAGCUUCACCUACACCGACAUUUGUAAAUACAGCAUUUUCAGCAAUCGAUCAAUCAAAUAAUACCGAUCUAUUUGACAAGAAUGAUAUAAAUGCAAAGAAUUGGAGCAAGAGAACGAAACCAUUGAACACUAUUGGAAGAUAUUUCUCUGUCUGCUUGCUCCAAUUGCAGUGCCGCGAGAAAGAAAACGGAUGUAAUUCUUACAUCAUGAAAAAACUGGAGUUCAGUUCAAUACAUACGAAGACUAUAAUCAAUAGUUCUCAUUCAAUUGAGCAAUAUCCUACGGCACGAUUAAGGAUAGGAUCAAGCGUAUGA